Messenger RNA from Epinephelus fuscoguttatus (brown-marbled grouper), 5185 nucleotides. It is a transcript of the gene tcf12, whose product is annotated as transcription factor 12. Gene Ontology annotation, cellular component: transcription regulator complex. Gene Ontology annotation, molecular function: protein dimerization activity; RNA polymerase II cis-regulatory region sequence-specific DNA binding; DNA-binding transcription factor activity, RNA polymerase II-specific. NCBI's taxonomy places the organism in Eukaryota, Metazoa, Chordata, Actinopteri, Perciformes, Serranidae. The record is from RefSeq and is a predicted model, not a curated record. Gene Ontology annotation, biological process: regulation of transcription by RNA polymerase II. Bases 194 to 2296 code for a protein of 700 amino acids. The transcript has 20 exons.
GCUGAGGCUUUUGCAAACCAAAAAUGUCUGCCUAAGGGAAACUCGUAACUGAUAUAUAUAGAGGAUAUUUCACCCAGGUAUUGCCGUUUAAACCCACAUUUCGCUCUUCCGAGGCGUGUUGCAAGAAAGCGGGUCUUCACCAGAUCACCCUAGUCGGGAUUUUAAUCGGAAAAAAGGUUUCUAGAUCGCCAGGAUGAAUCCUCAGCAGCGGAUUGCCGCUCUCGGAACAGACAAGGAAUUAAGUGACCUGCUGGAUUUCAGUGCGAUGUUCUCUCCACCUGUAAGUGGAGCGAAGAACAGGCCCACCACACUUGGAAGCAGUCAGUUCACUGCGUCAGGUAUGGAUGAGCGGACCAACCAAGCGUCUUGGGCCCCAGGUGGCGAGUCCAGUCCCUCCUAUGAGUCCUCCCGGGGUUUCGCUGACAGCCCUCAUUACGGCGAUCAUUUGAGUGACAGUAGAUUAGUGUCCCAUGAAGGAUUGUCCCCAACACCUUUCAUGAACUCGAACAUAAUGGGUAAAUCGGAGAGGGCUCCGUUUCCCAGCUAUGGGAGGAAUGCUGGAGCACCUAGCUGCCAGUCUUCUUCUGUAAGAUCGGACGUCGCGUUGGCGAGUCCUAGUCCAGUGACUCCAUCAGGGAAGUCAGCUGCUCCUUUCUACUCCUUCACUGCAGCCAAUCCUAGAAGACGUCCUCUGCAAGAUCCUCCAUCUGUCGAUCCUCUACAAACAAAAAAGGUUCGCAAGGUCCCUCCUGGCCUGCCUUCAUCUGUGUACGCACCAUCACCAAACUCAGAAGACUUCAACAGAGAUUCACCUUCUUACUCGUCUCCUAAACCCUCCAGCAGUAUGUUUGCAAGCACUUUCUUUGAUGGUACCCACAGUUCGUCUGACCCUUGGAACUCGUCCAAUGGGAUGAGUCAGCCAGGCUACGGGGGAAUGCUCGCUGGAUCUUCAUCUCACAUGCCACAGUCAGGAAACUACAGCAGCCUGCACUCACACGACCGUUUGAAUUACCCCGCACACUCAGUCUCUCCAGACAUCAAUGCCAGUCUUCCUCCCAUGUCCAGCUUCCACCGAAGCAACACCAGCACUUCGCCAUUCGUCACUGCAGCGCACACCCCGUCUGUCAACACGGCCGAUGGGGUCAUGGCUGCUGCAAAUCGGGGGAACGCCACUGGAAGCUCACAGACUGGAGAUGCACUGGGCAAGGCUUUAGCCUCGAUUUACUCACCUGACCACACUAGCAGUAGUUUUCCAUCCAACCCAUCGACACCUGUGGGUUCUCCUUCACCUCUGACAGCCACAGCAGGUGCUGCCUCAGCAGGUACCGUGGUGACUGCUGCCGGUACCCCGUCUGGAAGGCCAGGUACCAACCAGUGGCCCCGCGCUGGUGGACAGACCCCCUCCUCUCCAAAUUAUGAGAACUCCCUUCACUCACUGUCGCGAAUGGAGGAUCGUCUGGACAGACUGGAUGAUGCAAUCCUUGUUCUGAGGAACCAUGCAGUGGGCUCCACCGCCAGUCUGCCCAGCGACAUACACACUCUGCUGGGACAGGCACAAAAUGGGCCAAUAGCAGCCCUUGGAGCAAACUUCCCCGCCUCUGCAUUGGUCCCAAGUCGGACAGCAGCGAUGCAGGGUGGUGCCCACACUGACGAUGCUGCCAGCCUGAACAAUAACCACGGAGGCCUGCCCAGUGCCGGCUCCACGUCCAGCACAGAACUCAACCACCAGGUGGAAACGUUCAGAGGUCUUGCUUCAGCCCUGGCUGGCCAGGUGCCCGCCACACUGGAGCUGAAGGUGGAGAAACAAGACAAGGAUGAAAUGAAUGACAACCUCUCCAAUGAUGACAAGUCAGAUGACGAGAGCGACAGAAGAGAUAUGAGAACACCCAGAGCAGGCACACGCACAAGUUCUUUCUCCCACAGUAUCACUGAAGACGAGGACCUGAACCCAGAGCAGAAGGCUGAGCGUGAGCGUGAAAGGAGGAUGGCUAACAACGCCCGUGAACGCCUAAGGGUGCGAGACAUCAACGAGGCCUUCAAGGAGCUUGGUCGCAUGUGCCAGCUGCACCUGAAAAGCGAGAAGCCCCAGACUAAACUGCUCAUCCUCCAUCAGGCUGUGGCCGUCAUACUCAACCUGGAGCAGCAAGUCAGAGAGCGGAAUCUGAACCCCAAAGCAGCCUGCCUUAAGAGGAGGGAGGAGGAGAAAGUGUCUGGGGGCUCCGGUGACGCCCAACAAGCCCACACGGGGGUCCAUCCAGGCCUGACUGACACAUCUAACCCCAUGGGCCAUCUCUGAGUAGUAGAUCAAAAUGAUCCACAUCAUUUCUGUCCCGUUUGAGUCGGUGACCUUGCUUCCCAGUGACAGACAGGACUCACAGUUUGUGACACCAAUCGGAGGAGACAGACCACUUGAAGCAAAACUACGAGACUAACACAAUCCAAUCCUAAAAGAUUGAAGAGGAGCAAAGUGUCCAGCUCCCUGUGACCAGUUUCCAUCUGCAAAUUACUCCCCACAAUGAAAAAAAAAUCUUCAGCACAUAUCACUGUCUGCAAGAAGUGUUGUUGCUUCUGAACAAUCAGAGACUUCGCAAUCUCCUCCAACCGUACGUGGAAAUUGCCUUGUGCCUAAACUGAAUUGACGAAUGCAUUGUAACAGCAAUUGUUUUGUUUUCUUGUCUGUUUCUUUUUUUCCUAUUUAUUAUGUUAUUGAGCUAUAAAGUGUAUGUCUAAAGGGAAAGUUGAGUAAAUUCAAAGAGAAGUAUGCAGCUUUUCAGUCGAUCUAUAGUUUGCCAGUGUCACCGUUAAAACUGAGAACUCCCUGGUAAUUCUUCGCUGAGUCCGAGAUGGAGGGGAGAAGAUUAAUUUAUUGGCCAGUGUAGAGUGAUAUUUAUACCCAACUGAAAAUGAUCAUUAGCUGUUAGAAAUGAAGAUGCGAGUGCCCCAUUUAAAAAUGAAAAAGAGGAUAUAUUAUUUAUAUUUAUAUUUAAUUCAGCCACUGACCACGUGUAACCAAAACUACCUAUGUGUUUGUUUCUGUGUAGUUUAGAUCUGUGCUUCUGACGAGCAGAAUAAUACUGUCGGCCCGACUACAUUAGCGUCAAAGAUAUUGUCUGCAGAGGUGACAGACGAACGGCAAACUCUAGGUUUACUGAAAGCUCAGAUGUAGUUGUGUUUUUUUUUUUUCCUCAGUAGUGAGCAGUGAAAAUACAGAGAGCAAACUAUUUGCAAACCUUAGCAUUCCCUGCAUAUUUUUAGUGUCUUAACUGAAGGAACAGGGGACUUCAUUGCCCUUCCCUUUGCCAUAUAGUGUUAAAUGUAAGCAGUGACAUAUUUUUGCAGAUUCCUGUCUUUGUUUAGCCUCCUGACAGUUACACGCUCCUGACGUCAGCACAGAAGUGGCUUGUUUUGGUUUUAUUUUAUGGUCCUUUUUCCCGCCACCAGCUAAUCAGAGAUCGCUUGAUUAAGACAUAGUUUAAAGACGACGACGAUGACCACACUUUCUCCUGGCCUGAUGAACACAUCACUUCAUUUUCUUUUCUGUUAAUAUCUCAAGACGUGAAAUUUCAAACGCAGUUAUUCUGAGUAAAAUUUUUUAGUUAUGCUUAUUUGUGUUAUAACAGGUAAUUUUCUUUAGGCUUCCAGCAUUAUAAUGUCCAGUUACAGUCAGCGGAGAGGAACCUCUAAGUUAUUUUUCAAUAAUGUUUUCAAUCCAAGCCGUGAUAUACUCAAUACAAUAAGCCAGAGUAGAUAUGUCAUGAAUUUUGUUGAAUAUCAUAGAACUGUAGCACAAUAAUGAACAAAAGCAGUUAACAGGAUUUUCUUUUAUGUUUCGAGACAUUGUUCAUGGCUUUAUUUUGUUUUCCCUAUCAGUGUGCAUGCUUUACGUUUGUCUUUGGUCUUAAGACUUGCUUUAUAUUCCAUUUAUUUCUUUGUAUAUUGUCUUCUGUCAUUAUCUACACCUUAAACAAGGCUGCCACAUUCAGAAUAACUAUUCUGUACAAAAAGGGACUUAAAUUACAAGACAUGAUGCCACACCAAGAGUUUACAUUGAAGUUUUUUGAUUUAAAAACUUUGUUUUUGUGGGGGGAAAAAAAACCUUGAGCAUUUCUGUGUAUUCUCUGACUGAAUGUGGCCUUGUUCUUUAUUUCAGUAUUCAUGAGUUUGUAUUCAUGUUGGCAGACUUUGAUUGAGGGUAUAAUGUAUGUCACUUCCUGCUCUUUUUUAUUUUAUUUUUCCUGUUCUUCCUAUAUUUCUUUGCUCCUCUGUUUGCCAAGUUAGACUUUGCUGUAAUCCCAGAUGCUUUCCCUUGUAUAAUAUAUGAGAAAAAAAAAGAAAAUCAAAAGGAAAAAAAAACAUUUGGCUUAUUUUUCACUGUAGUUAGUCUUUUAUACAAUAAUACUGUAAGAAUAUUUCUUGAAUUCUAAAUAUUACUCUUUCUAGAUUUUUGAAAGCAAAAGUUUUGAGUAAAAAGUUUCUUACUUUAUUUUACUAUAUUAGAUAGUAAAACGUACGGUUAUUUACAAUAGCCUGUCCAUUAUUACAAUAAAUUUAAAAAUGGCAUCUCAAGAACAUAGCUGAAUUGUUGCUCGUAGCGCUAGUACUUCAAAAGGCUUCGUACGAGCUCCAGAUUCCUAAAACUUUGACCUCCAUCUUAUUCUCCAGUCUCUCGUUGUUGAUUGAUAAACAAUUUGUUCUUGUGUCAAACGAAAAGGUAUUGUCGAUGCACAUCAAAAAAGAAACAAACAAAAAAAACGACUGCGGCAACGAGCAUUUGAAUUUUCUGUCUUUUUCAACAGAAAAACACAAUGUAUAUAACAUUUAUGUUGCAAUAAAUGUGCCAUCUUUUUUUAAAAUCAAUUGUAUGUGCAUUUAUUUCUCUCACCCAGCAAACACAUCUGUUUCUGUUUCUGCUCCACAUUUGCAUUUUCUGCUCUCCAUAAAGUUUUAUUUUAUGAAAAGGCACAGGAAGGAUGAAAUAGGACGAGCUCAGAAACACGGUGGUUAAUUUAGACUUCCUUAUUGUUUUUUUGUUUUUUUAAGACAUUUCUACAGUGGAUUUAGGCCAAAUGAGUGUUUUAUAGUAUGUAACUCAUUUUUGAAAAUAAUACCAGUGGACCAUUGUAGUCUGUAUGAAAAGUACUAUGGAUAUAUGUUUCUAUUUUUAAUAAAGUGUGAUAGCAGCGUA